AUGAUUCACGGCGCUCGGUUGUUGCAACUGAUCAGCAGAGUCAACAUCAAGUCAAACUCAACAAGGAUCACAUCGUCCAACCAAACAUCUAGUCACUUAUCUAUCUUGUUGCCAACAACAGUAGCCCAGGUACGUGCUCCAGCUGCACAUCAUCAUCUCAGGCUUCUGAUCGAUCAAGGUUCAGAAUUAUCAUAUAUUUCGGAAGAUGCUGUGAAGCGUCUGCAGCUGACGCGCACGAAGUCCAACAUCUGUAUCCUGGGCAUUGGAGGCAACGUAGUCAGUAAAGCACUUGGUAAAGUAGAACUCAGAUUGUUUUCAUUAUAUUCUGACUCCAGCGUCGAUGUGGUGCUCCACGUCUUGCCUAGAGUAACAGCUCCACUACCAUCUUUUCAAUGUAAGACAAGAUCGUGGCUGCAUACGGAGUUUCUGGAGUUAGCUGACCCCCAUUUCUAUCUGCCACGAGACAUAGACUUGCUACUUGGCACUGACUACUAUUCAGCUAUAAUCACCUCAGAUCUGCUCAGAGGUUCUUUAUCAGAACCUAUCGCUCAACGUACACUGUUUUGUUGGAUUUUAUCGGGUUGCGUUAACCAGCCUGUUACAAAGAUUCAUCGUCACACUCACCAUAUUGUUUCAAAAAUAGAAGAUAAACUUCAGGAAUUACUCAUCAACUUCUGGAUUCAAGAAGAGGUCCCUUCAAAGUCAAGCUCGCAGCUUACACCCGAGAAACAGGAGUGUCAGGAAUACCUUGUGCGAACUCACUCUCGGGAUAGUACUGGAAGAUAUGUGGUGAAACUUCCUCUGAAGCAAUCUCCAUCUCUGCUGGGCAACUCAGUCAACCGUGCUCAUAAAUGCUUCAACCGCACGGUGGCCAGGCUCAAAACAGACGACAAGUAA
Copidosoma floridanum is the source of this 897-nucleotide messenger RNA. RefSeq lists its product as uncharacterized. The record is from RefSeq and is a predicted model, not a curated record. NCBI's taxonomy places the organism in Eukaryota, Metazoa, Arthropoda, Insecta, Hymenoptera, Encyrtidae.